AUGUCCCUUACAUUGGGGGUCAGUGGGAAGAAUGUCCCUUACAUUGGUGAUCAGUGAGAAGAAUGUCCCUUACAUUGGGGGUCAGUGGGAAGAAUGUUCCUUACAUUGGGGGUCAGUGGGAAGAAUGUCCCUUACAUUGGUGAUCAGUGGGAAGAAUGUCCCUUACAUUGGGGGUCAGUGGGAAGAAUGUCCCUUACAUUGGGGGUCAGUGGGAAGAAUGUCCCUUACAUUGGUGAUCAAAUUCCCAUCUUACAGAUAGCUAAAAAGAUAUGGUGAUGGUGUCAGUGG
Messenger RNA from Staurois parvus, 288 nucleotides. Lineage: Eukaryota; Metazoa; Chordata; Amphibia; Anura; Ranidae. The record is from the annotation of a GenBank genome assembly.